This is a messenger RNA of Armigeres subalbatus, 1754 nucleotides long. RefSeq lists its product as uncharacterized. Gene Ontology annotation, molecular function: nucleic acid binding; zinc ion binding. The coding region runs from base 370 to 1218 and encodes 282 amino acids. The transcript is spliced from 2 exons. NCBI's taxonomy places the organism in Eukaryota, Metazoa, Arthropoda, Insecta, Diptera, Culicidae. The record is from RefSeq and is a predicted model, not a curated record.
CGGUAACGCCGAAAAGUGUGCUGGAAGAAUUUUUUAAUGCAUAAAGCUAUUUGGAUAAAUUUUUGUUAUGAUGAGUGGAUUGUGGACAGUGAGCGAUAUUCCGUUGCCGGAUGAUUUAAUUGAACAGCUUGGGAGUGAUGAGAAUGUGGAAUCUGUGGUGAAAAUGUCUGUCCAGAGUAAUAGCGAAGUGAAAAUUGCUGAGAAUAUGGUGACAAAGGAUGAGAAAACGUAACAAAAUGGCUGUCGGGUUCAUGGCCGUUGCAGCCAUUCGAUGAAAAUCUACCUCUCAACAAACGUAAAGCAGAGUGGGUUCGUUUUCGGAACCAGUUUGAGCGCAUCGUUGCCUGUAAAGAACCAGUUGGAGCUGCUAUGCGUUUGACCGGAUUAAAGAUCUUCGCCGGUAAUUAUUUACUGAGCGUGAUCGAAACUCAGGAGCUUCUGUGUGCCGAUGCAGGGAACAUCUACAGUGCAACGAUAUCAGCACUAAACAGGUAUUUUGAUCAAACGUGCGAUUAUACGAAAGAAAGAAUGAAGUUCCGUGAAAUGAGAAUGACUGCAUCCGAGCCAUUUGUUGAUUGGGUAUUGCGAUUGGAGAAUCAAGCAAAGUUUUGCGAAUUUGAGGCAGAACAGCGUAAAGAGGAAUUUAUUCAGGCACUGGUCAGACGUUCUGUACCAGCAAUCGCAUCAAAGCUUUAUGAAAUGAGUAAUAUAUUUAACAAUGAUCUGGAACGUAUUAUGGCCCAUGGUAGACAUCUUGACUAUAUUCGGAUGGAUACAGAAGAGGGACAUCAAGCUAUAAAGGUGGACGAUAGAAAUAUUGCUGAGGAAGUAGGUGAAGGCUGUGUGGUGAAACCAGUAAGCGCUGUAUUCGAUCGGAAAUCUGAACUUGGUCCAAUGCACUAUAAUUCGCGGUGUGGAGUAGGUAUGCAGAGAGACAGGGGAAUGUUUGACAGGAAUAAUCGGUACCGGGGCGCAAGGUUCUCGAACAAUGCGGGCCGCUACAAUGGCUUAAAUAAAUAUUGUUCAAAAUGCGGAAGACUUCAUGGCCCUAAGGAAUGCCGGGCCCAUCGUGUAAAAUGCUACAGCUGUGGAAGAGAAGGGCAUUUUUCCGAGUUUUGUUUCUCGAAAAGCGAAGAUUCAGCUAGAAGCCGGCAAAGCUGGUCUGAUAGAGAUGCAUCGAUCAAGACGGAAGCUCGAAAAAUAAAUCAGGUAAAGUAAUCACGUUUAACUAAAAUUGUUCGGCAUACAUUGAAUGAUUACAAUAAUAAAUAAAUAAAAAGCUUAUUUUGUUUAUAAUAUUUUAACUAUUUUUUUUCUGGUAUUUAUGAUCAAUUCAUAAAGUUGAUAACUGGCACCAAAUCAACUGGUACACAGAAUUACAAAGAUUCCAGAUUUGUCGAUUGUAAGAUCGGAAACGAAGUGUUUCAAUUCUUGGUUGAUACUGGCGCUACUGUUAACACCAUAACGGUUAAUGGAUGGCAGAAGAUCAAGCGUAAUUGUCGAUCGGUGAUACAGGAUUUUGUUCUCCAUCCAGAAGAAAUUUUACGGAGCUAUGGGAAUGAACGACCGCUUGAAGUGGAGUGCUCAUUUAAAGCAUUCAUUGGUGUGAGUAAUCAUCCGUUGCAGUUGGCCAAAUUUUUUGUGGUUAAGGGAACUGAUUUAUCGCUGCUCAGUUACGAAACAGGGCGAUUGUUGGACUUGGUUCACAUUGGCCCAAAAGAUCCGAGUGGAUCCAAAACUCUUUGUUUGCCAUA